CAGAGGUCACAGUCUGCAGGGUCCAGCUGUCCGUCUGUGAGGAGUGACCGGUCCAAAGAUCACCCUCCAGAGUUCAGUGCUGAACCUGGACCAACGAGAGUGGACCAGCAGAGUUCAGAGGUUCCCAGUGAUCAGUCUGCCCAGCAGCAUCAAACACAGCUGGACUCCAUAUUUAUGCUGCUGGAGGACAACAUCAUCACUUUUGUGAAGAACGAGCUGAAGAAGAUUCAGAAGGCUCUGAAUCCAAAUAAGCCCCAGUGUUUGGAGUUUCAGAGGAGCAGCAGCAGCGAGGCAUUUGUGAAGAUCACAGUGGACUUCCUGAGGAGAAUGAAGCAGGAGGAGCUGGCUGACCGUCUGCAGAGCAAACUUCCAGCUGCAGUUUGUCAUCGUAACCUUAAAUCUGAGCUGAAGAAGAAGUUCCAGUGUGUGUUUGAGGGGAUCGCUAAAGCAGGAAACCCAACCCUUCUGAAUCAGAUCUACACAGAGCUCUACAUCACAGAGGGAGGGACUGCAGAGGUCAAUGAUGAACAUGAGGUCAGACAGAUUGAAACAGCAUCCAGGAAACCAGACAGACCAGAAACAACAAUCAGACAAGAAGACAUCUUUAAAGCCUCACCUGGAAGAGAUGAACCAAUCAGAACAGUGCUGACAAAGGGAGUGGCUGGCAUUGAGAAAACAGCUUAA
Pelmatolapia mariae (spotted tilapia) is the source of this 684-nucleotide messenger RNA. RefSeq names its product NACHT, LRR and PYD domains-containing protein 3-like. Gene Ontology annotation, biological process: intracellular signal transduction. The coding region runs from base 175 to 684 and encodes 169 amino acids. The transcript has 4 exons. The record is from RefSeq and is a predicted model, not a curated record. Lineage: Eukaryota; Metazoa; Chordata; Actinopteri; Cichliformes; Cichlidae.